Camelina sativa (false flax) is the source of this 834-nucleotide messenger RNA. RefSeq lists its product as uncharacterized. NCBI's taxonomy places the organism in Eukaryota, Viridiplantae, Streptophyta, Magnoliopsida, Brassicales, Brassicaceae. The record is from RefSeq and is a predicted model, not a curated record.
CUUCUCAUCUUCUUCCCCUUGUUAAAUAAAAAAUCUAAUGCUUCAAAACCCUUGUUGGUUCUUCUACUUCUCGCUCCAUUAAUUCCUCUUAAGCAAGCUUCUUCGAUCUUCCUCGUGCUGAUAAAAAAGGGUUUCUUGGAUACUGAUUGUUUUCAGGAUGGCACAUUCUUUGAGUUUCAUCUCCACCAACUUGAACUGUUUAGUCCUUAAUCAUCAGUGGCAGAGUUUUGGAACGUCUGUGUUGUCGCCAUCUAAAUGUAAGAGGAAAAUUGCAAGAAGGGUUAGAGCUUUGCAAGAGACUGAAGGUGGUCCAACUCCAAGAAGAUUGAUCGACAUUAUAAGAUCCGUUCCUGAAAUCUCUAGGAAUUACUUCAAGAAGCCAUCAAGGAGAACGCUUUUCGGGGGAAUCUCGUUGUUAGGUGGGUUCUAUGUCGCGCAGACUAUCUCUCUGUCGUUUGGUGCUUUGGGUGUGAACGAUGUUAUUGCUGCGGUUUUGUGUGUUCUUUUGACAGAGUAUGUGACUAGGUUCUACUAUAGUCGUACCACGGUGACGUUUCCGAUUGCUCUACUUAAUAAUUUCAAGAUGGGUUUCACUUAUGGUCUCUUCAUUGACGCGUUCAAGCUGGCUAGCUAACUGUUUUGCAAGACAGAGUCACUAGAGAUCCAAAGGUUCCAUGUAAAGGUUAAAAGUCAAGUUUUUGGAAUAGUUUUGAGAACUCCAUUACGUGUUUUUUUUUUUUACCCUCAAUGUAAUAUUGUUAUCAUAAUUUUUGUAUUCAAGCAAACCAUAAUCUUCAAAGUUAGAGAGAAUCUGUAGUAUUAUGCUAAAGGGUC